GGAGGCUUAAUUGCCUUUUUUGCCCGAAUAUUAUCCAAACCAGGAAAAAAAAAACACUCUGCUUUGCUUCUCUGUUCACAGAGGACAGAAAUGGCCGCUCCGGCCAUUUCCAAAGCUCUGUUCAGUUCCUACUUCUCCCAAAAAAACCCAGUUCGAACCCAAAACCACACUUUCCUUGUGAAAUCCUCCAAACCCACUUUCACUUCCUUCACAAUCACCAGGCUCUCUCUCUUUCUUCUUCCUCGUUCAUUUCAAACCACCCAAUCUUCCAUUUCUUCCAACAACUCCUCUUCUCGCUUCUCAUGUCGCUGCCAGAGUCUCUCCACGAUCCCAGUUUCCACCAAGGAAUACGAGUUCUUUGAUGCUUCUUCGGAGGUGGAACUGAGACUACAGCUAGGGGGCUGGAAUAUCCAAAGCUCUAAAGAUAUCUUUGUGGAUGCAAAUGACACCUCUUUAACAAUCAGAGCACAGCACUCUGGGUCUCUUAUUACACUUCUAGAAACUAAUAAACUGUUUGACAAAGUAAAGCCUGCUGAAACAAUAUGGUUUAUAGAUGAUGAUCAACUGGUCGUAAAUUUGAAGAAGCAGGAUCCAGAUUUAAAAUGGCCUGAUAUUGCAGAGGCCUGGGAAUCCCUGAUAGCAGGAUCAUCACAGUUUCUGAAAGGCGCAUCAAUCUAUAUUAUUGGAGACUCGACUGAAAUCAACCAGAAAGUCAGUCGAGAACUUGCAGUCGGCAUUGGUUACACACCACUAAGUACAAAAGAGUUGCUGGAAAGUACAAAAGAGUUGCUGGAAACAUUUGCCAAGCAGAGCAUUGAUUCAUGGGUACUUGCUGAAGGCCCUGAUUCUGUAGCAGAAGCAGAAACUGCUAUAUUAGAAAGUUUAAGUAGUCAUGUCCGAGCUGUAGUUGCAACGUUAGGAGGGCACCAGGGAGCUGCAAGAAGGGCUGAUAAAUGGCGACAUCUUUAUGCAGGGUUUACUGUAUGGCUGUCACAGACUGAAGCCAUAGAUGAAGAUUCAGCAAAAGAAGAAGCCAGGAGAACCAUUGAAGAUGGUAGGCUAGCUUAUUCAAAUGCAGAUGUGGUUGUGAAAUUUCAAGGUUGGGAUGCUGAUAAUGCUAAAAGUGUGGCACAGGCAUGCUUGAGUGCCCUUAAACAAUUAAUUCUAUCAGACAAGAAACUUCCAGGUAAGAAGAGCCUUUAUAUAAGAUUGGGAUGCCGUGGUGAUUGGCCAAACAUUAAGCCUCCUGGAUGGGAUCCAUCAACUGGGGAUGAAGUAGCAUCUCCUGGUUCAUAGUGAAAAAUUUGUAUUUUUUUUUUUUAUUUUUUUGUCAAAAUUUUAUUACAACUGAGAUUUUCCUAUGAAUUUGGUGAAGAUUCUCCCCCGGUAUUUUUCACUAUUGUUCUUGCUAACCGAAAAAAAAAAUUAAAAAAAAAAAAAAAAAAGAGGAGGAGAAAAGAAAUGAAGUCAAAAUGGACACAUUCAGAGUUGGCAAAUUGAAAAUAUCAUUUUAAAGAAUUAAUAUUGUUAUAUGAAACAUGGAUAUUCUUGGAAUAGUUUAUAAAACAUUAAACUUCUAUUUUCCCUCGAGUUAUACGAAUCCGUAAUCUGUUGCUAAUUUUACAAAAUUUGUUUUCCAAACUAUUUCUUUCAAACUCAAACUCGUCCAUUUUAAAAAUCAACUUUAUCUUCAAAACUACCAAAUACAUGACUAGAUAAGUACUUGACUAUUCAAGAUUUUUUUUUCUUUUUUUUUUUUUUUUUGUUUUUCAAUCCGCAAAUGACUUUUCAAAAUUUGAAUAUCUUAAUAAGAAAACAACACAAAAAAAAUACAGAAACUCCCCCUCCCCCCCCCCCCCCCCCCCCCCCCCCCACCCCCCUUAAGUCGUUGUGGAGUUGACCUUUGAUUAGUCUACCCGCGCAGACAGUCUUUGGUCUUUCACAAUCAAUGCGCCAAACUCCAGUUUUCCACACCAUUCAUCUUUUUGCACCUGUCUUGAUUGAAAGAUACAAAACAUACCACACAGGAUAUUCUUUUAUUCCAUGGUAUCCGAGGAGAAAAAUCAAGGCACCCAUUUGGUAAAAAUGAUCACAACGAUUGCAAUUGUUAUGUUGCAAUUGUUAUGUACCAGCAACACUAACAACUACCAAUUUUUACUUAUCUACUUUUUAUUUUUUUAUUGCAUUUAAUAUUAAAUUGUUUUUUUCUAUUAUUAUUAGCAUCACUAUUUUAUAAUUAUUCUCGACAUUGGUCCCAGAAGACGAUCACUAAUUGGUAGAAGGGGGGGGGGGGGGGGGGGGGGGGGAGGGAAUUCAUAUGUAAAAGCACCAAUAAUUUCAAUUUCCAUACGAAGAAUGCAAUAUACCUCUGCUUUCAAUUAUAUUUUAUUCCUAUUUUAGACCCCCCUAAAGCCAUAACAAGGUACUUCGGUACCAUUACACAAUUCCUUCAACUUUGCAAAAAAUGAAAAAAAGAAAAAAAAAAGAAAAAAGAGAAGAA
Messenger RNA from Ziziphus jujuba (common jujube), 2500 nucleotides. RefSeq names its product probable inactive shikimate kinase like 2, chloroplastic. Bases 91 to 1296 code for a protein of 401 amino acids. The transcript is spliced from 8 exons. The record is from RefSeq and is a predicted model, not a curated record. Lineage: Eukaryota; Viridiplantae; Streptophyta; Magnoliopsida; Rosales; Rhamnaceae.